AUGUUCAGAGCCAGAGAAUUAGAAGCAGCCACCGACCGAUACAACGACAACAGAGUAGUAGGACGAGGAGGGCAAGGAACAGUGUACAAAGGUAUGUUACCAGAUGGAAAAAUAGUUGCUGUAAAGAAGUCUGUGUCGGUGGAUGAUGAAACUCAAAUUGAGUCAUUUAUCAAUGAGGUAUUUUUACUUUCCCAAAUAAGCCACAAGAAUGUGGUAAAGCUAUUGGGAUGUUGUUUGGAAACCGAAGUCCCAAUUCUCGUCUACGAAUUUGUAGCUAAUGGUAAUCUCUUCCAAUUCCUACACGAUGAAAAUUACGAGUUUCCUACUUUGUGGAGUAUCAGGAUAACAAUUGCUACUGAGGUCGCUGGAGCUCUUGCCUAUAUGCAUUCUACCACUUCCGUUCCUAUAUACCAUCGAGACAUUAAAUCUUCCAACAUACUUUUGGAUGAAAAAUUUAAAGCAAAGCUAUCCGAUUUUGGAAUAUCAAAGUCUGUCAUUGGGGAUCAAACUCAUUUGAGCACUAUAGUUAAAGGGACCUACGGGUACUUGGAUCCCGAGUACUUUCAAUCAAACCAAUUCACAGAAAAAAGCGACGUUUAUAGCUUUGGGAUUGUUUUGGUUGAGCUUUUAACUGGAAAGAAGCCUAUAUAUUCAGCAGGCCCAGGGGAAUCGAGAAGCCUGGCAACAUUGAUUUUGUCAAUGGAGGAAGGGCUUAUAUUGGAAACAUUGAUGAGCGAGUGUCGGAUGGUCCAAAAGAGCAGCUUAUGGCAGUUGCUAAGCUUGCAAAAAGAUGCUUAA
Messenger RNA from Erigeron canadensis, 798 nucleotides. RefSeq names its product wall-associated receptor kinase-like 1. The coding region runs from base 1 to 798 and encodes 265 amino acids. Gene Ontology annotation, molecular function: ATP binding; protein serine/threonine kinase activity. Lineage: Eukaryota; Viridiplantae; Streptophyta; Magnoliopsida; Asterales; Asteraceae. The record is from RefSeq and is a predicted model, not a curated record. Gene Ontology annotation, biological process: cell surface receptor signaling pathway; protein phosphorylation. Gene Ontology annotation, cellular component: plasma membrane. The transcript has a single exon.